AUGGGCGAGUUUUGCGAGAUUGGCUCGAUCCUACUGCCAAACAUAACAUGGCUGACGGAUGGAGUCAAUGCAUUCGGGCAGUCGUACGUGGAGAUUCACCAAUAUGUGGCGACGUUUCUGUGCAUAGUCGGUAUGUUAUGACAGCUUUCUUAUUUUUAAGCCUAAAUUCCGUUUUAAGCCUAAAAGUUCAGCUUAAGCCUAAAAUUUUAUUUUUAAGCCUAACCUUUCAGUUUAAGCCUAAACUCUGCACUUUUAGGUACCCUGAUGAAUCUGACUACAGUAAUCGUACUCACCCGACCAUCGAUGAUAUCUCCAGUCAACGUGCUCCUCUGUGCCGUAGCCAUUUGUGACAUUCUCGUCAUGACCUCCUACCUCGUCUUCAUAGUCCACUUUCACCUACUCGCACCAUCGCGAUGCAAUUUGGAAGACUACAGCUACGGUUGGGGCGUCUUUACCAUGGUACACGCUCACGUAUCCGUGAUAUGUCAUGCCACUUCCAUUUGGCUGACUGUAUCCUUGGCUCAAAUACGAGUAUUGACCAUACGACGGGCUACGGCUGGUCCUACAACACAAAUUACGGAGAAGUUCAGUAUCAUUUUGGCUACUGUAACAUUGAUCAUCAUGGCUGCGGUGAAUUUGCCCAAUUUUAUGACAUUUGAGGUGCGUUAUCAAUGGUCUUUAUAAGAUUAGGUAACAAACAAAAACGAAAGGCGUUUUAGAUUUACUAUCUUUAAUAUUUUAUCGGUCAAAAAGUUUAUAGAAACGGCAAAAAUAGCUCAAGAAGACCUUGAAAUGGCUUCUUUUGACCAAAAUUAAGUUUUUCCAUUGAGUUCUACCGACUUUUUGACCGAUUCAAAAUUUCGUAUAGUGAGAAUGGGUAAAGAUGUGUAUUCCAGAAACUUUUCGACCGCUUGUACUCAAUUCUACAAACUUUAUGACCGGUUAAAACUAUUAUAAACAAUCACAACUAAAAUAUCAGGUUUCUUCGGACAUUUUGACCGAUUAAAGCAAAUUCUAUAAAUUUAUACGACUUACUAACGUAAAGUCCAUAAAAUUCUUGACCGAUUGAAAUCAAAUCCACAAAGAUACGUCUUAUUUCAGAUUGACGAAAUCCCAGCCGAAUACUUCAUGUCGUGCCUGGUAAACGAUGGCGUUUCAAUGGAAGAUGCCAUAGCCAACUCAACCAAAAUGGUUUACACUCUACGGGCACACGAAAAGGAUUGUAUGAAGCUAAAAGUAAGUUUUUUUAGGCUGGCUUUUGAGGCGAAAAUUUUAAUUUUUCAAAAAAACAUUUUUUUGACAAUCAUGGUCAAUGUUUUUGCUUGUAAAGUGUUGAAUUGUCCUUUUCCGUUUUCUUCAUUAUGCUUUUACUGCUGUUUCACUUUUCCGGCGCAAUUUAAAGAAGCUCAAGCAGUUUGCGUCUUCAAAUCUUCUGUUUUCAAUUUGAUAUUGAUGUAAUCAAAGUUUUUGAUACUUUUUGGACAACAAGAACAUGCUGAUCAGCUUGAAUACAUCAAAAAAUUCAAGGUGAGCUUUUUUAUUUUGUUUUUGUCUUACUUUUAGGUAUACGGAAGGCAAUGACAGCUCAUCUUAUGGUUUACAUUGAAAAGAGGUGUCAUGGAUAAUAUCGGAUCACAUAACUUGUUUAUUUUUGAUGCUAUGUCCAACUUUGUGGAUUUAAAAGUUGCGUAUUGAUGUCUAGAACAUGUUAAAAGUAAACAAAGUUAUUUAUUGGGGCAUUAAAGUGUUUGAGACAGAUUUAUAUUAUCCAUGGCACACUGUUUUGAUGUCAUGGAUAAUAUCGGAUAAAACUUCAUUCUUAUGCGAUUUUAAUAGUGCUCUUGAUGUUUAAAAGUUUAAAUACAUCAAUGCGCAAUUUUUGAAUAUAAAGUUCAGCAUUUAUAAUUAGAAAGCACUGGCGUAUGGGCGAUUUUUAGUUGAUGAAGGCAACAUUACCUACGACAAUAAAAAAACAAUGAAAAACAUAACUUAGAAAGCCAAAUCUGCUUGUAAUACAGUUAUGCUUACGUACAAAAGCAGUAAAAAUGUUAUGAAAACAAAAAUAAAGAAUAAUUAAACAUUUUACAAGCAAAAAUAUUAUCCUUCAGGUCAAAAAUACUUCUAAAAUUGAAAUUUUAAGCGUGAAAGUCGAAUUUUGGACUUAGGAUUGAAUCAAACUUUUAGAAUAUGCAAAUUUUUUUCCUCACUUUUAAACCCCACAUUUCAGAUGGCAUUUUGGUCAAACGGCAUGAUUUUCAAAGUGGUACCAUGUCUACUACUCACUGUAUCCAUCGUAGCACUUUUAAAAAUCAUUGCCGAUGUUUCGAAUAAACGAAAGAAUUUGGCUCAAGUAAUGAAGAAAAAAGUGCCAAAGGAUCAUACCACGCCCAUGCUGGUGGCUGUACUCAGUAUUUUCUUAAUUGCCGAACUACCACAAGGUGUUAUGUUGGUCAUGACGGGUAUUUUCUCAAGCGAUACUUUCAAAAAAACUGUAAGUUUUGGAGAUUUGUGAGAGGGGUAGCGUAUGGUAGGGAUGUGUGGGGUUGGAUUGGGUAAGGUAAGGUAGGGUAGGACAGCGUAUGGAAGGGUAGGUCUUAAUGUCAAAUUUCUAGAUAUAUCAACCACUGGGCGAUUUCAUGGACUUCCUAUCCUUGCUGAACUCAGCCAUUGGCUUCUUUAUUUACGUUGGAAUGUCACGCAAGUUCCGAUCCGUCUUCUUCCAGUUGUUCUUCUCUUUGAUCCAUUGUACACCUUACAGGUAGGUUAUCAGAUUUGUGGUUUACAUCGUAUGUUAUUUGAUUUUACCUUGUUUUUAUGACAUUUUAUUAGCCAUAAGAUAUUUAUGACAUGGUAUUGUACAGUAUGAAUGUUAUAUAGUAUGUCAUGACUUGGUACUGCAUAGUACUAGUGCUAUAUAGUACGAUACUAAAUGGUCUACAUAUAGUAUUGUACUGUGUUGUUCAUAUAGUAUAGUACUAUAUGGUCUAUACAGUAUGGUACUAUAUAGCACGACACUGUGUAUUACUAUCAAUAUAAGGCAUACUGUUACCAUAUAUGACAUACUGUACAUACAAUACGCUACUGUAAGAUCUAUUAAGCUUUAAACGUUUUCAAUGUUCUACCCUGUUGGGCUUAGUGUAACAUAAUAUAUGCGAUGCAAAACACUGUCCCCGUUAUACUAACCUGCACUUUACCAUGUAGUUGUUGUUGUUGAAUUAACUUUAGGCCUAAAGUUAAUUUUUAAGCCUAAAAUUUUGUUUUUAAGUUUAAAAUUUCAUUUUUAAGCCUAAACUUCAUUUUUAAGCUUAAAAUUUUAUUUUUAUGCUUAAAAUUAAUUUUUAAGCCUAACUUUCACUUUAUGCUUAAACUUCAAUUUUAAGCCUAAAAUUUCAUUUUUAAGCCUAAAUUUCAAUUUUAAGUCUAAAUAUCAUUUUUAAGCCUCAAAUUUAUUUUUCAGCCUAAUUUUUAAAAAUUUGUGUCACUUUUACAACAACACUCUACAGUAAUAUUAAUCCUAACUUACCGUAUUUGACGUUUUUUUCCGGCUGUUUUACCUCGAUAUUUGGCUUGAUUGGAACAAAGAUCUAUCUUCUUUGAUUACCUUGACUUGUAUAUGUUUCUAUUACUUUAAGUUGGCACUUUUCAAUUUUGUUAUUAUGACAUUUUUGGCAUUUUUAUGUUUUAUAUGGGUUUUUAUUUGGUAUACUUAUGUUACUUUGACGUAUUUUAUUUAUUUUGUAAUGGUUACUGUAUCAAACGUGGAAAUACUGUAAUAAAUACCCCCAUUCACUUACCCUUGCCCGUACUCAUACCUUUAUUCCUAGUCUUGCCCUACCCAUAUACCCUAUUCCAUCCUACCUUAACAUACCCUUUCCUACUCUACCAUAUUCAACCCUAUUAUACCCCUACUCCUCCCGAUCUCCCUGUCCCAGCCUGCUGUAACAUACGCUUGAUACUGUAACAUUUUUUGUCUGAUUGUUGUGUGUUUCAAGUUUUUUUUGAAUGUUGAUUGUAACGCUAUGUUGACGGACGAAAUUGCACUGAUCUAACUGAUUUCGAGCUUAGUUUAGUAUGAUGAUGAGUUAGCUUCAGUUUAAUUUAACACAAAUGCGUUUGGUUUUGGCUUGAGAACGAUAUGAUUUUAACAAAACCUUUGUUUCGACUCUUUCGUUUUUUCUCGGUUGUCUAUUGUCAUAUUAGGAAAUUGUUUAUCAUCAUGAUAUUAGGAUUUAUUAUCAUAUCAAUAUAUUGUCUAUUACAACAUCAUAAAGUAGAUAUCGUACAGUGUAGCUGCUGUAUAUAACGAACUCUUUAUGUAAUAGGAUUUAGAUAUACUGGAGCUUCGCUGUAAUACUACUUGCCACAAUUCCCAAUCGAAAUACCGUUUUUUUGUUUAUUAAAACGAAAAUUACUACUGUGAAACUCCAGUACAACGAACUCUUCGGUGAAAACUGCACAGUGCAUUUAAAACUCUUUUAUUUCUAAGGCUCUUUAUAACGAGCAAAUUUCAAAUCUUUCAGUGCUUCGUUUUACAGGAGUUUUACUCUAUAUUUUUUUGGCUAGGUUCUUUUUAAUUUUAGGCUUUGGUCAAACUUUAUCUAGGUUACUCAUUUCUAUCCUACACACACAACUAUUGCAACAAUCAUUUUGUAGUCUUCGCAUAUUUAAUUCUUUCAAAAAUUUGUAUCCAAUCAAACCAAAUCCAAACUCUAACACCAAAUUCAAAAACUCACGAAACAGCUAACAACUUUCAACACUAACCACUUGGCCUACAAACCACAGCUAAAAAAUGUAGUUUAGAUUUGGUUAUAAGUAGUUUUAUCAAUAUGGGAUAGUUGGUGAUAUGAUAUUUCGGAAUGCACGGUGAAGGUUUCUGAAUUUACUAAAAUUACAGUAUCUAGUCAAAAAAUAAUGUAAAUUUUUUUUGUCAUAACUCUAUCAAAACAAGUACGAAUUUUGAAAAAUUGUGUUUUUUCAGCUCAUAGGGCAAGGUCAUGAAGGGCAUGGCAGGGUAGGACAGUGCGGGUCAGGAUGGGGUAGGGUAGGGCAAAAUAGGGUCGAGCCAGGCGGGAUAGUAUAGGUCAGGUUAGGGUGGUGUUAAACAUGAAGAACGGACCGCGCCAGCCUUGACCCAAAUUGAGGUCGAGCUGCACUUGAUCAAAAUUUUGAUCGGGCUGGGCCUAACACUCAGGCCAGGCCCGAUUCCUCAUGCCAAACACCACUCUACCCUGACCAGUGGGGUAGAAAUGGUAGGCUAUUGUAGUGUAGGGUAGGGUAAAAAACUGUCAUUUUAAACAAUAAGUACAAAAAUUAUAUAGUUGUAGGCAGUAAGGUAUAAAAGUAUAUAGCUCUAAGCAGCAAGGUAAAAAAUAUAUCUCUAGGUUAUCAGGUUUAGGUUCAUAUAACUCUAGGUCCCUUAGAUCCAGUGCAAUUUUAAUGUCAAAUUUUAGUGGUGACGACGAAGAUGACGAACCAGAGUUGUCGGACACACUAAAAAUGUUGGAUCAACAACAAUCGGAGCAACUGUUAGGGCAACGGAAACGCAAAUACUGGUCGGAUAUGCCGUGGAAAUCGCGUCUCUAUCACAUCUUCAUGGCCUGUCUGUUAGGAUCGUGUUGUUGUCUAUCUAACACCCGUACCUACAAGAAUGCCCGGAGGCGGAAUCAGUCAAUGUCCGUGAUCCACUCAUCCGUGCGACGAAAGCGACGAAAAUCGCAGCGCAAUCUGUCGCCGCAACGUCGGAUACCGGCGAUUGUUGUCGGCAACAUGCAGUCAUCGACUGUGAUAACUCAACAUACGGCGAUUACCGAGGAGUUAUCAAAGAAUCGACGGGCCUCAACACUCUUUGGUGCUAUUAAUACUGGUGCUGCACCUGGCCUAGCAUCCGCGCUGAAAGUAGCACCAGCAGCAUUAGUUAGAGUGGAUGAUGAUGUAGAUAAUGAGGAGAGGAGGAGCAGUGGACAUAAGUUCCUGAAGAGGUGUAGUAAAGAUACGAAGCAUGGUGAUAUGGGGAAAAAUAGCUUUGGCACAGUCAAGGGGACUUAUGGUAUGACCAGAGAUAACUUUGGUUUGGCCAAUAACACCUAUAGUAACUCAAAGAACCGAGAUUCGGCCAAGUACAAAGACAGCACGGGCAAGUACAACAACAGUACGAGCAAAUAUAACAACAGCACGUCCAAGUACAGCAAGAAACACCGUUCUUUCCGUCUACCAUCUCAACGACGUGAACGUAGGCGAAAAGCUAGUGCUGUAGCUGCUUUACUGACCUCAACAUCACCAACAAAGAGUAGAAACUCCAAAAGAAGUCAGUUCGGCCGUUCCGUCUACAGAUCUCACAGCCGGCCGACGGUGGAGAAUGCGAUUGUAGAGAUGAAGAGAUUAGAGCUGUUGAAGGAUUGUAGCGAUUCAUGUCCAGAACCUGUGCUACGACUGGAUGAAGUCUAUGGGGAUCUUGAGGGUAUUGUCAUUGAUAUUGUAGUAGAUUUGUGGGUGAUAUUGUUGUAGACAUUGUGAUUGAUGUUGUAUUUUUUUCUCGAUGAUUGGUGUGAUUGAUAUUGUAGUAGCCAUUGUGGCUGAUAUUGUAUUUGUUUUUUGACGUUGUGAUAUUUUCAUGUUGUAGUAGAGGGAUUUGCCGGGUAGAACCCGAUUUUGGGCUUUAAACUGGGUUGAGUAUAGCAUUUUAAGUUUUUCUAUUAGUUUGAUGUUAUUGUAAAGUAAUUUUUGGUGAUUUAAGAACGUUUUUCUAUACUUUCGAUCUGAUUUUUGGUCUUUCCUAUUUGAUUUUGGCUUUCAAUGUGGUGGUGAAUAUGUAAUUUUUGAUUUUUUUAUAAGUUUGAUGUUAUUGUAGGGCAUUCUGUGGUGUUUCAGGGUGCUUGUCUUGAUUUUAAGGCCGUUUUUAGCUUUUAAAAUGAUGUUGAAUAUGCAAUUUUUAAUUUUUCUAUAAGCUUGAUCUUAUUGUAAGGUAUUCUGUGGUGUUUUAAUGGUGUUCUUUUAGCUUUUCUAUCUGUUUUUUUAAAGUUAUGGAAAGCACGUGGUUUUGCUAUUUUUUCUUUACUUUUCAAUGUUUUUAGUGCCAAAGCUUAUUGUAUAUGUAACCUUACAAGUAUAAUACAUUUUUUAUCAACUUUAAUGUACUGAUGACACAUAUAGCUUACUUUUUUUUACUUAAACCUUUAAAAUUUUAAACUAAAUUUCAAUUUUCAGCCUUUCAAAACAACGUUCGACCGGUCGAAGCGCCUACCGAACCCGACAACUCCGACACCAUCUCCCCUCCCAUCGAAAACUACGCCAUCCCUCCAAACCCAGCCGCCGACGAUCAGACGGAGAUCAGCACGAUGCUGUCGACUCGAUCCGGGUCAUUGCCGCACAAGCCCAUCAGGCCGCCGGCAAACAAAAGUCGGUCGGGCGGCUCGCUGAUCCGCCAAAACUACGCCAUGGAGGUGGGUUUUGGAUUGGUUAUUAAAAGGUUUAGCUAAUGAAAGUAAAUUUUUUAAAAAGAUGUUAUAAGCAUUAAAGGGGGGGGGGUAGGAUAAGGCAUGGUUUGGGCAGGGUAAGGAUAUUUAUAGGUUGGGGAAGGGUGAAUUCAAAGUAAGCUAAAGUCUAACUUGGUUGGGAGUACGGGGCAUACAUGUGGGAUGCGGUACUUCAGGCUGUUUUAAUGAUAGACAAGUAGGGGCGUCGCGACGGAUUUUUCCGGGGGGGGGAGAGAAAAAUGAAAACAGUCCGGGUCUAAAUCUUGGGCCCCGGGCCUGGCCGUUUCUCACCUCUAUAUGAUAGUUUAAAGUGCGGUAUCGUAAGGCAAGGGAAGACGUAUAUGUAGUGGUAUGGGUGAAAUAGGGUAGCUCAUGAUAAGAUAAGGUACGGUAGAGUAGGGUAGAGAAGAGUAGGGUAGGGCAAGGUAGAGAAGGGUAGGGCAGGGUAAGGUAGGGCAGGGUAGUAUGGCCAAAAUUUAAAAAAAAGUUAUUAGUACCACAAACUGCAGACGUAUUUUACAUUAUCAUCAAAAAAUAUACUCAAAACCUCUAAAUUAAGGCCGUCAUUUAUCGAUUGUAAGCUACAAAACUGACACUGGGAGUACCUUCUUCUCUGUGUUCAUAUGAACAUUAUAGUAGUAAGUAAUGUGUCCUCACUGACCUCAAUGUUGAACGUCAAACUUCACCUUUUGUUUUUACACUGUAAAAUGUCCACUAUGUCUUAAAGGUUACUGUAGAUUGAUCACAUUAUGUCAAAUUUUUAGUUACAGUAUUUACAAGGGUUAAAAGUUACUGUAAGCUAGUCAAAAUGUCAGUUUUAACCUAUUUUAUGGUAUAUUAUCAUAGAUACCUCAAUGUAAAGCUAAGUUACCAUCAAAACAUAAGCUGUCAAAUGUCCAAAACCUAAAUGUACGUCAAUAUAAAUCAAUGUCAACAUAUGUUAACGUACCUACCUUAAUGUCAACCUAUGUUAUGAAUCAAGAACGGCCAUAACCUGCCAUUUUCAGAACGUCGCAACACCGCUCAGCCAGCGACGUCGGCCUUUUUCACAGAUGCGUCGGCAACAAACGACGGGCUCUAUGUUACCGACCAGUCAGUAUUCGACCAGCGACGACCCUCACACCCAGCCACGGCACCCCUGGUCCCAUCUCCGGCUCCAACAGGCUCGCGCUUCCUUGACUGGGCUUUCGGCCAUAAAACAAGGUGAGCUAUUCUACCUUAACUUACCCUACCAUAUCUUCUUCUACCCUACCCCUACCAUGCCCUUUCUUUACUUUACCUUACCCUAUCAUGCCCUUUCUUUACCUUACCCUACCCUACCAUACUCUUUUUUACCCUACCAUACCCUGCCAUGCCCUUCCUUUACCAUAUCCUACCUUACCAUACCCGUUUCUUUACCUUACCCUACCCUACCAUGCCAUUUCUUUCCCUUACCCCACCCUACUCCUGUCUUUCCAGGCCCACCGAUCCAGCCAAACGGAAUGGGAUCGCUUCAUUUCUGGGCCGACACGCCAACGUCCUGUUCCUCAAUUCAGCGUUCCUGCGACCGGCGUGGCGUCGCUACACCCACCAACACAACCGCGACUGGUGGGAGCAACGCGAGCAACAACUCCACCUUCAGCAACUCAAUCGGCGUCAGCAACGGCGCCGCUCCAGCGUCUACUACGGACUGAGCGCGGACGAGUACGGCGGCCCGAGCACGGGCAUAUCACAGUGCUUAAGUUCAUAUGAUACGGAUCCAUCCUUGUCCAGUUUCGACUACGAAUGGCUAGCCAGAAGGAGGAGCAGCCGAUUGAGUGGGAUUGGACAGAUCGAGAAGGAGAAGGUAUGCUUGUGGGGAGGGUGAUGAAGGGUGUAGUUGGGCGGUAGGGGUAGAAUAAGGUGAGGUAGGCAAAGGGGCGGGUCAGGUAGGUAUAAGAACAGGGUUACGGUAAGUAAGGGCCGAGUUACAGUAUAUAAAGAUAGGGUAUGGUAGGGCAGGUUAGGAUAAAAUAGGGUAGGUUAAGGUAGGGUUGGGUAGAGCAGAGUACUGUAAAAUAGAGUAGGGUAUAGUAGAGGUGAGUAGAAGGGCAAAGGUAGACUUAGGUCUAUGUUAUCUUAUUGUUUACCAUCUUCAAAAAAUUUUUUCAGCCUUCCGCCCUGACAGUAUCAAACACCUUAAGCGCGAGAAGAUCAGUCCAAUCAGCCAGCCCCAACUUCUUAUCAGUACCAUCCUGGAACCAUUCCGACUCGAAACGUGGUUCACUUUUAUCGACCGGCGAACCAUCUUACACUCAAAACUCUCAAGCCGUUCUGAUUCCAGUGAAAACGGUUCAACUCAAUCGAGAACAACCAAAUCGCCCGAGGGCGAAUUGGCAGAGCUUUGUACGAAGAGUUCGAAAUUUGUUUAGAAUUCAAAAAUGGAUUGAUUGGCUCAGCCCGAGGGUCGAAAUGGAGCCGGACCUCAGUCCAAGGAGGAGAUUAGGCCAGCUACAAACUGAGACCAGCUAUUCUGGGUUUAUUUAUUAG
Bursaphelenchus okinawaensis is the source of this 9980-nucleotide messenger RNA. The record is from the annotation of a GenBank genome assembly. Lineage: Eukaryota; Metazoa; Nematoda; Chromadorea; Rhabditida; Aphelenchoididae.